UUUCCAGGUUCUUCUUUCACUAAAGAUAUCAUAGGCUAAAUGAAGGAGAGUUUGAAGUUCAUCACAAGAAGUGAUCAUAAUUUAGCAUACUCCCAAUUUUUGUCUAUGGACAGCUGAAGCAGUCAGCUGGCAUUGUGAUCAUUUAGUAGCAGCAAACAAAUUGAACUAUAAUCUCCCCACUUGGAAGUGGACUGUCAUUGCAGCAAGGACAAUAUGGUGUGGGAAGUCAAAAGUCUAGCUCAAGAAGGAUGUGAUUGACAUGGAACAAAGGAGCUCCAAGUCGAAUCUCCUAGGAAACAUGAAAGACAAGGAUAAGGAAGAAAGCCGGACCCGUGGAGGGUUGGGACGAGGGUCUGCACUCAAUAUCCCUCGAGGAACUACAAAUGUGCAGCCUGGUGCUCAGUCUGGUGUCCUCAUGGUUGGACCUAAUUUCCGAGUUGGAAAGAAGCUCGGGGCAGGUAACUUCGGUGAGCUUCGUCUCGGAAAGAACUUGUAUACAAAUGAACAUGUGGCAAUUAAGCUGGAACCAAUGAAGUCCAAGGCACCUCAGCUACACCUGGAGUAUCGGUUCUACAAAAUGCUGGGUGCUAAAGAGGGCUUACCAGAGGUGUAUUACUUCGGACCAUGUGGAAAGUACAAUGCACUUGUAAUGGAGCUCCUAGGUCCCAGCCUUGAAGAUCUCUUUGACCUGUGUGGCAGAAAAUUCUCCCUCAAGACAACUCUAUUGAUAGCCAUGCAGCUUAUCACUCGGAUGGAAUAUGUUCACUCAAAGCACCUCAUUUACAGAGAUGUCAAGCCCGAAAACUUUCUUAUUGGACGAGCUUCCACGAGGAAGAAUAAAAUCAUACACAUUAUAGAUUUUGGACUUGCCAAAGAGUACAUUGAUCCUGAAACAGGGAAGCACAUUCCAUACAGAGAACAUAAGAGCCUUACUGGCACAGCUCGAUACAUGAGCAUCAAUACUCAUCUUGGCAGAGAGCAAAGCCGUCGAGAUGACCUGGAAGCCCUGGGCCACAUGUUCAUGUAUUUCCUGAGAGGGAGUCUUCCUUGGCAAGGCCUGAAAGCAGAUACUCUGAAGGAGAGAUAUCAGAAGAUUGGAGAUACAAAAAGGAACACUCCCAUUGAGAUCCUCUGUGAAAACCACCCAGAGGAAAUGGCUACAUAUCUUCGCUAUGUGAGGCGGCUGGAUUUCUUUGAGACACCAGACUAUGACUACCUUAUCAACAUGUUCAAAGACUUGUUCAAUCGAAAGGGAUAUGUGGAUGAUGGAGUUUUCGACUGGACUGGACGCAAUGCUGUAAGUCAAUCACCUCCACUUCAACAGAAGGCAGGUGCCUGCAGUCCUGAUUCCCAAUCCUGCUCUUCCUCCCCUGAUAUCAAUCCCAACCCAAUCCACCUGUGCUUAUCAAGGAAUUAUGAUCAACCACAAGAAAACCUGAAAUUCUUCUUGGCCCUGGAUGACUCAUCUAGUUCAGAAGAUCAUAUCCUCAAGUCCUUUGCAGAGUUAUGCUGCAAUAGGAUUCGUGGGUGA
Messenger RNA from Darwinula stevensoni, 1531 nucleotides. The record is from the annotation of a GenBank genome assembly. Lineage: Eukaryota; Metazoa; Arthropoda; Ostracoda; Podocopida; Darwinulidae.